GCGUUUGAGCAGUGGGCCAAUGAGUGCAUUCGCUCUACGAGGAAAAACCACGUGACUAGGUGUAGUUUUGUCCUGCGCGCUCUGCCUCCGAGCCAGAACUGUGCUGUCAGGCUACGCUGAACGUUUUACUGGUGGUCUUUAUCUUAUUCAACUGACACGUGAAGCUCGCAUAUUAUUGACAAACAGAUACUGGACGAGACAUAUGCUAAUUAUGUCGUUAAUAACCGCAAUUACGUCCUGUCUCUCGUAGGUAAAACAGUGGCAGUGAUCUGAUUUCAGUAUAAACAUAAAACGGUGGAAAUGUAAUACGCGUAUUGUUCGUCGAAUAAUAUGGCGAUUAAGAACUUUGUGACUGAAAAAAUUCGUAAGGAAAAUGCGAAGUUGCUAUUUUAUGUUACCCGAUUAACCACAAAAUAAAAGACCGUAGGAAAAAAGCACUGGCAAAGAAAGAAAGUGAUCGGACUUUACGCAAGUAUUUUCUCUGACGUCAACAAUACCUUCGUGACCUGGAUUAUCUUGAACGAACCAAGAGAAAAAAGGAAAAAAAGAAAUAAGUGAACUUCCUCCAGCUGAUAUCUAGUAGUCUCACACAGAACCAUUCUUUCAUUUUUCACCCGUCAUAAAACCUAAAGGUGUUCGACGUAUCCCUCUUCCUUUCGCGAGAGAGAGAGAGAGAGAGAGAGAGAGAGAGAGAGAGAGAGAGAGAGAGAACAAAAAUACGAAGAACAGAAGCCAUGGCACUGGCAGGGAGGUGGGCAGGUGGGAUCGGCCGCCUGUGGAUAGUGUUUCUGGCCUUCGUGAUUGGUUGGCAAUCUGCAGUUCACUCGGUUGCAGGAACUGAGAUCAUUCCUUUAGGAGCAAUCUUCGAUAAGGAUUCUCGGGAGAUUCAGGGAGCUUUCCUCUACGCACUGAACGAGCACAACCAAAACGUUUCCGGGAGACACUUCCAUCUGCACGCUUAUGUGGACAUUAUCAGCACAGCAGAUGCCUUCAAGAUCUCCAGGCUUGUGUGCAGCCAGUUCUCAAGACCGGUCUACGCCAUGGUGGGAUAUGUGCAGCCCGAUAGUUUCGAUACACUUCACUCGUAUGCCAACACCUUCCAGAUGCCUUUCGUCACGCCAUGGUUUCCGGAAAAUGUGCCCAAUCCUUCCUCUGGUCUGAUGGACUACGCCACCAGUAUGAGACCAGAGUAUCAUCAGGCAAUCAUCGACCUUAUUCAUCACUACCGCUGGGACCAUAUCAUCUAUCUAUAUGACUCUCAUGAUGGAUUACUCCGGCUUCAAGAGAUCUUCCAGUCCAUCAAGCCUUCCAGAGCCGACUUCAAAAUCCAAGUCGUUCAUCGCGUCGUCUCGACGCAUGAUGCCUUGAGAUUCCUCAGAACUUUGGAGACAACAAAUAGGCGCAAUCUGCUCUCAUUUACGACGCGGUGAGGGUUGUGGGCGAGACCUUAGCGAGGCUCCAGAGAAAGAUGGCAGAAGCUUUCGACGGGACUUCCGAACUCAAGACCCCGCGGAGAAUCACCUGCGACUUCAACCAAGCCGAACAGUCUAUUUGGGAACACGGGGAGAAGAUCACCAGGAUCCUCAGGAAGGUCGAAAUUGAAGGACUGACUGGCAACAUAAGCUUCACUGACAAAGGCAAAAGGAAAAACUAUUCCCUAGAUGUUGUGGAAAUGUCGUAUAACAGUGAAACCAUUACGAUUGGAAAAUGGUCUGAUAGUACUGGAUUCGAGCUGUUGCCUGUCAAGUAUACACGUCUGCCGCAGGAUGAGGUUCCACUUAACAAAACGUACAUUGUUACCUCCAUCUUGGAAAAGCCUUUCCUAAUGAGACGGACCAAUGGGAACUACACGGGUAACGACCGCUAUGAAGGGUACGCCAAGGAUCUCUGCGACUUUAUUGGAGGAUAUCUCAGCAUUAAUUAUACUCUGAAGGAAGUGGCGGACAAUACCUACGGAGCUCUCGACCCGAAUAAAGAAGGAGGAUGGAAUGGAAUGGUCGGGGAACUCGUCAGAAAGGAUGCUGACAUAGCGAUUGCCCCCCUAACCAUCACCUCGAGUCGCGAGCGAGUCAUCGACUUCACGAAGCCAUUCAUGACUCUGGGCAUCUCAAUCAUGAUCAAGAAGCCGGUGAAGCAGAAGCCAGGCAUCUUUAGCUUCAUGUCUCCCUUGUCGGAGGAGAUCUGGAUGUGUGUCGUCUGCGCCUACGUCGGCGUGUCCAUAGUCCUCUUCCUCGUCAGCAGAUUCAGUCCCUACGAAUGGAAGGUGAAGGAAUCUUUCAGCAAACCUUCUCUGACGAACGACUUUUCCAUGUGUAACAGCUUAUGGUUCACCUUGGCAGCCUUCAUGCAGCAAGGGGUCGAUCUCUGCCCUAGAUCUGUUUCUGGAAGGAUCGUGGGGAGCGUCUGGUGGUUCUUCACCCUAAUCCUCGUAUCUUCUUACACUGCAAACUUGGCUGCUUUCCUUACCGUUGAGCGAAUGGUAACGCCCAUCAAAUCAGCUGACGACCUGGCGAGGCAGACUGAUGUCGAAUAUGGGACGCGGGAUGGAGGGUCUUCGAAAGAAUUCUUUCAGCGAUCGAAAGUGAGCGUCUACAGCCGAAUGUGGGAGUUUAUGAGUUCGCGGCCUCACGUCUUCACAUCUACCUACGAGGAGGGCAUCGAACGCGUGAGGAACUCGAAGGGCAAGUACGCCUUCCUGCUGGAGAGCGUCAAGAACGACUACAUCAACGAGCAGCUGCCGUGCAACACCAUGAAAAUCGGACAAGACCUGAAUUCUAACGGCUACGGCGUUGCCACUCCCCUGGGGUCGCCCUUGAAAGAGCGUCUCAAUCUGGCUAUCUUGAGCCUUAAGGAAAACGGAGAUCUUGCAAGAAUAAAAAACAAGUGGUGGUAUGAUAAAACUGAGUGCGAUAAAGAGAAGAAGGAAACUCGCACAAAUGCUCUUACCCUGAGUAAUGUUGCCGGGAUCUUUUACAUCAUGACUGGAGGCUUAGUGUUGUCCAUGUUCGUGGCACUGGUCGAAUUCUGCUAUAAAUCAAAGAUGGACGCUUCCAAAGCAAAGCUGAGCCUCUCGACAGCUAUGAAAGCAAAAGCAAAGCUUUCUAUAGCUGGUACUCAGGAACUGGAUAAUGGUAGACUAAACAAUCAGCUGUACACACCAAGCAACCAGAUUCUGGACGGAGACAUCAUUCAGUCUAAUACCCAUACGCAAGUAUGACGCCGGCCCAUCUCUACCCCCAUCCUAACCCCACAGGUCACCAUCCCCACCCUUAAUCCCCCCUCCGAAAACCCCGUGAGCCACGCCAGCAUCCCCAGGAGCCACCGGCCCCACCCCAGGCGCCACAGGGGGCACGGCGGCAGCCACCGCUCCCACGAGCCGUGGCGAUCGUCUCAAAUGUCGAUGAACGAUAUGUUCGGGUCCUCCAUAUCGGCCGAUGCCCUAGCGAGGGGUCACCCGCAUUCCUCCUACGGGCAAAUCUCCGAACCUCAUCUCCAGACAACCCGAUUCUCAUCCCAAGUGUCGAGUGAUUCCCAAAACUCGCUGACCCUGAGUGGGUCACACAAAUUACGGUCCUCUCAUGGAUCCUUAUAUCAGUCCCACCUUUCCUGUGAUUAGCUCUAAACAGAUGAGUCUGUCAUGAACUAACUCUUGUGAAUACCUCUAAAGCUAGAUCAUUCAUUCUUAUUUGUGUAGUGAAAACUCCGAAAAGGAUAAAUCUUUCAUCUUCGUACAAUGCAAAGAAAAAGUUGCCCGAAGAUCGCUAUGAUUAUGUAGGCAGAUAGAGAUGUUAAGUUCUUACAUAAGGUAUACUAUCCAUUAAAGGUUAAGAAAAUUAAUGUCUAUAUUAAGUGUUCUGAGACUCCCGUGUGUUUGACAAAACCCAGAAUACUAUUUCUAUAAUAAAACUGAUAACGCAGAAACUAUGAUAUGGGUAGAUUUUGUUUUGAAAAACAAAUCUGAACAUCUUGUACAUCGUAUUUUUUGCUGAUUUCAAAAGCGUUGUAACUAAGUAACAUUUGAUAGUGUUAACUGGUGUGUCUUAUUUGUAUACUACGCUCUAUGGAUAAAUGGUGUAGUGUCAAUUCUCAUUUCGACCCCUGCUUAUUGCUCGCUAACCGAACCAGCCGUAAUAAGUAACACUGUCUUCUGGGGUAAGGAGAAUGGUGUGGAUUUUGCGACCCUAUCCAUA
Molecule: messenger RNA, 4190 nt
Organism: Macrobrachium nipponense
Lineage: Eukaryota; Metazoa; Arthropoda; Malacostraca; Decapoda; Palaemonidae
Product: glutamate receptor 1-like
Biological process (GO): monoatomic ion transport; synaptic transmission, glutamatergic; modulation of chemical synaptic transmission
Cellular component (GO): plasma membrane; postsynaptic density membrane
Molecular function (GO): glutamate receptor activity; transmitter-gated monoatomic ion channel activity involved in regulation of postsynaptic membrane potential
Source: RefSeq, a predicted model, not a curated record